AUGCAUUUCUCCAAGAUUGCCUUCUCCCUCGGCCUCCUCGCCAGUGCGGUCAGCGCUGCUCCCGGCUUCGUCAAUGAGGGUACCCCAGUCGUGGUUCGCGAAAUCAUCGACUACGGAGUUACUCCACUAAGCGGCAGUGACAUUGAAAAGCGCGAGAUUAUCGAUCUCGGCGUCACCUCGGCCAGCUACGACGAGCUCGAGAAGCGCGGCAAGAGCAACUACGUCUCCAGCUGCGGCAAGCACUGGAUGCCCAUCGCCGACGACACAAGCAAGAGUCACUCCGGUUACAAGUCCGCCGUGGAGCAGUACUGCUACCAUGUCACCCACAGCCAGGACGGUCUGCCCACCGUCAUUGGGCCCGGCCAGAAGCACGCUGCUAUUGUUCAGGGUGGUUACUAUCUCAAGGGCGAUGUUCCCGCUGCCGUUGAUUUCGAAAUCCACAACAAGAUGAAGGAUGGCAACCACACCCCAAACCAGUCUGACUGCGUGACCUUCCUUAUGAAGAUGGCCGACACCGACUCCAAGUGCUACGGCAAGAAGAACAAGGACACCAAGGGUGGCACCUGGCAGGUCGGCAGCAAGGAUGUCAGCUACCACGGCCUUCCUUAUGCCAACACUGCUUAG
This is a messenger RNA of Aspergillus clavatus NRRL 1, 624 nucleotides long. RefSeq lists its product as uncharacterized. The transcript is spliced from 2 exons. The coding region runs from base 1 to 624 and encodes 207 amino acids. The record is from RefSeq and is a predicted model, not a curated record. NCBI's taxonomy places the organism in Eukaryota, Fungi, Ascomycota, Eurotiomycetes, Eurotiales, Aspergillaceae.